CGAGUGGUGCAGAGGCGCCAGAGCGGCCACAACAGGCGCCACCGGCGCCGAUCGAUCGCUCUGCAUCACCACAGGACGCCAUGGCCGUGGUCGGGGUGGCCAGGUUUUGCUUCGUCUUCAGCCUCAGGCAAGGAUGCAUCAUCAUCGCCGUCGUCCAACUGUUCCUGUCGGCAGUGGUGCUGUUCCUGCUGACCCUGGGCAUGGCUCACGCCCAGGACAUGGCCGCCAUUCUGGCCGCCGACAUGGAGGAGACGGCCAUGCACGAAGACCCCACCUCCCUCCUCUACUCCCCGGCCAACGAUGGACUCGCUGGGCCCGCGCGCUCGCACAAUGAGGAGCAACUCCUCAAGGCCGAAAACUUGGCCACAGUGAUCAUUUCGUGCAUGUACACGUCAAUGGCCCUGGCGGCCGUAAAACUGGUCGCCUGCAUCCUCCUCCUCUACGGCACUCUAAUGAGGCACAGACAAUGUCUGCUGCCGUGGGCUUGCGUGGUCCUGGCCGAGAUGGUCCUCGUCUUCUCUGGCCUGGUCACUUGCCUGGCCGUUGGCGGCGGCCACCACAUCACAGUGGUCUUCGCAAUCGGCACAAUCUACCUGAUGAUUCUAUUUUACCUUUGGACUGCUGUGGUCAGCUUCUACAAGCAGCUGUGUCUGCAGGAGACACUCCACGGCUCAGUGCGCCAAGUGACUGCGGCCGACGCCCCCGCAAAGGGCUACCUGCAGUUCUCGAACAAACCGUACAGCGUCUAGCACACCAAACGUCCAGCUACUCAGCCUCUUAACUACUCUAUUCUAUAUUUAUGAUAAUAUACAAUAUAAAUUAUCUCGCUAAUUACUUUCGGUAUAAAUAACAGCAAUACACACAACAAUUAACAAACUCAAUAAACUAACAUUUAAUCACGCUCAAAACGGCGCAUGUGGUUUGUUUUUUGCUUUCUGUACAAUAAUAUUAUUAUAUAUAAAUAUAAGCAAUAGGUCUGAGACCCUUUUGCGCUGCUUUUUCGUUUCCUUUGCAAUAGAUAAAUUGAUAGACGAGUGUAUUGAGCAGAAUUAAUUAAAACGCAUGGUUAUCGAUACAAAAAAACGAGAGCUUAUUUAACAACAGUGAAAUAACUUUGUGAUAUAUAUUGCAGACCGAAGGAAAGUUUAUAAAAAAAUUCCCUUUCACAACUGGUACUGGCUCACCCGUAAUCUUUGCACCUCAGCACAUUAGUUUGGACAAUUAAGUAGCUUGACACACUCACACCCUGUCCGUAUCUCUUUGCCUCCUCCUCUCGCACUUAGGACACGGUC
This is a messenger RNA of Neocloeon triangulifer, 1292 nucleotides long. RefSeq lists its product as uncharacterized. The transcript is spliced from 5 exons. NCBI's taxonomy places the organism in Eukaryota, Metazoa, Arthropoda, Insecta, Ephemeroptera, Baetidae. The record is from RefSeq and is a predicted model, not a curated record. Bases 81 to 749 code for a protein of 222 amino acids.